This is a messenger RNA of Hevea brasiliensis (rubber tree), 1518 nucleotides long. RefSeq names its product probable protein phosphatase 2C 10. The transcript has 6 exons. NCBI's taxonomy places the organism in Eukaryota, Viridiplantae, Streptophyta, Magnoliopsida, Malpighiales, Euphorbiaceae. The coding region runs from base 334 to 1182 and encodes 282 amino acids. Gene Ontology annotation, biological process: protein dephosphorylation. The record is from RefSeq and is a predicted model, not a curated record. Gene Ontology annotation, cellular component: nucleus; cytosol. Gene Ontology annotation, molecular function: protein serine/threonine phosphatase activity.
UGCAGACUCUUCAAAUUCCUUUCUGUCUCGCCUGAAAAUCCUUUCUUUAUAUCAAAAUUAACCAAAAUAAAUGUGAUGUUCUCCGAUUCUCUUCUUUUCAUUUCUCUAUUAUCACUUCUUUAUUCAAUUGCUUGUGCAAACUAAUAAGAAGACAGCAAAAACACCUCCAUUCAACCCAAAAAACUACAACGGAGUUAACCCAAUUUUAGCUCUUAAUUGGAUUACUAAUAGAUUGUAGAUAUAAGGAAGUUGGUAUGGUCUGCAAUUUGUAUUGGAAGUGGAUGAUGGGCAUUUAAUUGAACAAGUUGGAGGUGAUUCCGUAGUUUUGAUCCCAUGAAUAGAUUCUGUUUUGGUGCUUCCUACUCUCAGCUUGUAGGAGGACGUUCGUCAUCAAGCUCUGGUAAGGGAAAAGGCCAUGAGGGCUCAAUCAAGUACGGUUUCAGCCUAAUAAAAGGGAAGGCUAAUCAUCCCAUGGAGGAUUAUCAUGUUGCUAAGUUUGUGCAGAUUCAAGGACAUGAAUUAGGGCUUUUUGCUAUCUAUGAUGGCCAUAUGGGAGAAGGUGUGCCUGCAUACUUACAGAAGCAUUUGUUUUCCAAUAUCCUGAAGGAGGAGGAGUUCUGGGUAGACCCCAACAGAUCUAUCUCAAAAGCCUAUGAGAGGACUGACCAGGCAAUUCUCUCUCAUGGUUCAGACUUGGGCCGAGGUGGGUCCACAGCUGUAACUGCAAUUUUGAUUAAUGGUCGAAGAUUAUGGGUUGCUAACGUUGGGGAUUCUAGAGCUGUAGUUUCAAGAGCGGGUCAGGCAAUUCAAAUGAGUACAGAUCAUGAACCUAACAAUGAACGAGGAAGCAUAGAGGACAGGGGUGGCUUUGUCUCAAACAUGCCAGGAGAUGUUCCUAGAGUUAAUGGGCAGCUGGCAGUGUCUCGUGCUUUUGGAGACAGGAACCUUAAAUCACAUCUGCGAUCAGAUCCUGACAUACAAGACACUAUCAUAGAUAAUAGUGUAGAUAUCUUAAUCCUUGCAAGCGACGGCCUUUGGAAGGUGGUGUCUAAUCAAGAGGCUGUUGAUAUGGCAAGAAGGAUUAAAGACCCACUGAGAGCAGCUAAGCAAUUAACAGCUGAGGCAUUGAAAAGAGACUGUAAAGAUGAUAUAUCUUGUGUUGUUGUUAGGUUCAGGGUGUAAAGCUCAUUGAACGCUAUCGUUCUCCUGGUGCUGCAUGUAUACCUAUUAUGAAAGUUCCUUUACAUGGGUUGCUGAUUUGUAGAUUAAACGACAAAUACAUAUACUUGGUUGGGGUAACCAUGAGGAUUUGCAGUAGUUUUUGAUUUGCCAAAGGGAAGGACAAAAGGGUCCCCAGCCUCUGUAAAUUUAUUUUAUUGAUUAGGUGCCGUUGUUUGAAAUUGUUUGAUUUCUUUAUGAAAUUGAAUUAGAAAUCUGAUUUACAUUGUCUUGUAAUUGGCACAGAAGAUCUUGUGUCUUUUGUAUAUUUUUAAGAAGACUCAUGGCUUUGAUUGUGCU